Molecule: messenger RNA, 1930 nt
Organism: Arabidopsis arenosa
Lineage: Eukaryota; Viridiplantae; Streptophyta; Magnoliopsida; Brassicales; Brassicaceae
Source: the annotation of a GenBank genome assembly
GCGAUUGAGAGAAGGAAGAAGAAACCUUUAGCCUCGGGAAAUGACGAAGAGGAAGAAGGAAGUAGUUGACGUCGAUUGUUCCGAGAAGAAAGAUUUUGUGAUUGAUUGGUCUUCAGCUAUGGAUAAGGAAGACGAAGUUCCCGAGCUGGAGAUUGUUAAUACCACCAAACCUCCGCCGCCGCAAACGCCAACGUUUCUCUCCGAAGAUCAGACGGAUUCUCAGAUAUCUCUAACCGAUCGUGCCCUAGACGAGCAGCUGGAGCGUAGCAAAACGAAUCUUGUGACAUUAGGUCCGGGUUUACCCGACAAGGGUGAGAGAAUCCGACUCAGAAUCGUCUACCUUGAAGAAGAGAAGCAGCGUAGGGUUUUAGACCGCUCGAAAAUGGAGGUGGACAGAAGUUCGAAGGUCGUGUCUUCGACAAGCUCAGGUUCAGAUGUCUUAACACAAGGGAAUGCAGCCUCAAAAGACACUUCUAGGCAAGGGAAGACAGACUCAAAAGACACCUCUAAGCAAGGGAAUGCAGCCUCAAAAGACAUCUCUAAACAAGGGAAGACAGACUCAAAAGACACCUCUAAGCAAGGGAAUGCAGACUCAAAAGACACCUCUAAACAAGGGAAUACAGACUCAAAAGAAGUCUCACGGUCAACGUUUUCUGCCUUUUUCAGUAAACCAAAAACAGAUACUCAGUCAAAGAAAGCAUUUGGUAAAGAACUAGAAGAUUUGGGAUGUGAAAGUAAGAAACACAAGGCUGAUAGAAAGCCCGUAACAAGGCUGAGCAGCGGGUGGCGGUUGUUGUCAGAUAUAGGGAACGCUGAGCACAGUGAAAAGCAGUUUGAUUCUGGAUUUAAAGGGUCAAAUGGGAAUCAGAAAUCCAAGGAAUCUUAUGGAAAGAAAAAGCGCAAGGAAUCUUCAAUUUAUUCUCUGCUUGAUGAUGAUGAUGAUGACAACGACCCCAUUGGUCAUGAAACUCCUAGGGAGUGGUCGUGGCAAGAAUCUUCAUCAGAAAGUUCAAAGCGCCAUAAGAAAUCAGAGGAUAUAGUGAUAAAUGUGGAUGAAGAAGAACCUCAGCCUUCAACAGUGGCGGAGCAAGCGGUUGAACUGCCUGAAGGCUUACCGGAAGACAUAUGCUACCCAUCAAGGGAUGAUCCUCACUUAGUUCCAGUUUGUCUUAAAGAUCUUGAAUGCCUUGCGCCUCGAGAAUUUCUAACAUCACCGGUUAUGAAUUUCUACAUCAGGUACUUGCAGCAGCAGAUAUCAUCGUCUAAUCAAAUCUCUGCUGACUGUCAUUUCUUCAAUACAUAUUUCUACAAGAAGCUCAGUGACGCUGUUACAUACAAGGGGAAUGACAAGGAUGCCUUUUUUGUGAAGUUCCGGCGGUGGUGGAAGGGUAUUGAUCUAUUUCGUAAAGCUUAUAUUUUCAUACCAAUACAUGAAGAUCUUCAUUGGAGCCUUGUGAUAGUUUGCAUCCCUGAUAAGAAAGAUGAAUCGGGGUUGACUAUACUUCACCUUGAUUCUUUAGGACUUCACUCGAGAAAAUCAAUUGUUGAAAACGUAAAAAGGUUUCUGAAAGACGAAUGGAAUUAUUUGAAUCAAGAUGAUUAUUCCUUGGAUUUACCUAUCUCAGAAAAAGUAUGGAAAAACCUCCCUCGUAGGAUCAGCGAAGCUGAUAUACAGGUUCCGCAGCAGAAAAACGAUUUUGAUUGUGGUCCGUUUGUGCUCUUCUUCAUUAAACGGUUCAUCGAAGAGGCACCUCAAAGGUUAAAAAGGAAAGAUCUGAGAAUGUUCGACAAGAAGUGGUUUAGACCCGAUGAAGCUUCUGCUCUGAGAAUCAAAAUCCGAAACACACUCAUCGAGCUAUUCCGUGUCAGUGACCAGACAGACUAAACCAGUACAGAUUAUGCAGCAUCCAAAUCAAGACAUUGCUCACCG